GAGUAUGAACAGCUAGCAAAACAACUCAGCAGCAGUAGCACGCCGCGUCCGUCACAUUACAUAUACGCAAAGGGGCCGGGGACUGGCUAGCUAAAGUGCCUAAACCCUUCUUCCCCCCCUCAGCACACACACACAGAGCCAAACCACAAAGCCAAAACAACAGAACCAUGUCAUCAUCCGGGAUCCUCCCGUGCUCCUCCCUGCUCCUCCUCCUCCUCCUCGUCACGCUCCUCAGCGUCUCCGCGCCGCCGCCGUGCCAUGGCGCCGCGGCCGGACAACAACCGACCCACAACAUCACGGACAUCCUCCUCGCCGCCAACGCCAACUUCACCGACUUUAGCAGCGCCCUGGCCAGCGCCAACCUGACGGCGCAGAUCGACGGCCGCACCCCCAUCACCAUCCUCGCCGUGGACAACGCGGCCGUGGCGCAGCUCAAGGCGCGGCGCCUCGCGCCGGAGAGCCUCGCGCACGUGCUCUCCCUCCACGUCCUCCUCGACUACUUCGACGACGCCAGGAUCCGCCACCUCAACGGGUCCUUCAACCUCGCCGCCACCCUCUACCAGACCUCCGGCGCCGCGCCCGGCAGCGCGGGGUUCGUCAACGUCUCCUCCGCGGCCGGAUCCGACGGCCGCGUGUCAUUCCUGCCUUCCGGGGCCGCCCCCGCGUACGCCGUGUUCUACCAGAAGUCGGUCAAGGAGUCCAAGUACGAUAUCUCCGUGUUGCAGGUCAGCGGCGUCGUCUCGUCCCCUGCGGCCGAGGGGAAGGCGGCUCCCGCGACGCCGCCGCCGCAGGCCGCGACCCCCGCGCCAUCGCCCGCUCCGGUGGCGGCGGCGCUUGCUCCUGUGGCGAAACCUGCUCCGGCGCCGGCGCGGGAGGCCCCCGCUCCUUCGCCCAAGGGUAAUACUACAGCUCCCCCCGCGGAAGCACCAGAGCCACCUGCGGACGAGCCGCCUGCGGACCAGCAGAAGAAUGCCGCGAGCGGCGGCACGGAAGAAUGGAGCCUCGGGGCGCCGGUGGCGGCGGUCGUGCUGGCCGUCGUGUUCUUGAUGUGGUGAGCGAUCAAUCGUGUGUGCUUGGAAUCAGCGCCGCUGUUUUGGGGAACUCCGAUAUCCUGAGAUUAAUUCCUUCGCUUCCCCCAAUGAGAACAGUCGUUGAUGGCUGCCGUGGACCGUGGUUACGCUGUUCCAGCAAGCUUGAUUUCAGCACAAUAAUAUCUUAUCGUGUCGUUUGCGUUUGGAUAUUAA
Molecule: messenger RNA, 1244 nt
Organism: Brachypodium distachyon (stiff brome)
Lineage: Eukaryota; Viridiplantae; Streptophyta; Magnoliopsida; Poales; Poaceae
Product: fasciclin-like arabinogalactan protein 1
Exons: 1
Coding region: 168-1055 (295 amino acids)
Cellular component (GO): plasma membrane
Source: RefSeq, a predicted model, not a curated record